Molecule: messenger RNA, 702 nt
Organism: Telopea speciosissima
Lineage: Eukaryota; Viridiplantae; Streptophyta; Magnoliopsida; Proteales; Proteaceae
Product: pollen-specific protein C13-like
Exons: 2
Coding region: 10-489 (159 amino acids)
Source: RefSeq, a predicted model, not a curated record
AGAUAAGCCAUGGCAAGAGUAUUGAUCUUGUUCGCUCUUUGUAUCCUUCCGGCUCUCGUGAGCGCCGCUCGCCCUGUCAAGAACCCCUUUGUCGUCGUCGGCAAGGUUUUCUGUGAUACCUGCCGCUGUGGUUUCGAAACCUCUGCUACCACUUACAUUCCUGGUGCAAAAGUUAGGGUGGAAUGCAAGGACAGGGAAACACUUAAGGUGGCGUACCAUGUCGACGCUGUGACUGAUGCUACAGGGACUUACAGGAUCACAGUUGCAGACGAUCAUCAGGAUGAGCUUUGUGAGUCGGUGCUCAUUAGUAGCCCUCAGACCGACUGCACAGCCAAGACACCAGGGCGUGACAAGUCCCGUGUCAUUCUCACCAACAACAAUGGCAUCAGCUCCAACAUCCGUUACGCCAACGCCAUGGGAUUCAUGAAGGAUUCUGCUCUCUCUGGUUGUACCCAACUCCUCAAGCAAUACCAAGAAUAUGACGAGUAGACUACCUUAAGCUUCAACAUACCUUUUUCUCUUAGAAUUCAUUAUGUGUUGCCUCUCUGUUAUGUCCUAUUCAAUCUGGUAUUGUUCCUUCAAAACGCUGUUCAUCAUCUUCUAGUGGACUACCUAUGAUAAAUUAUAAAUGGUUUUCAGUCUUUGGGACUUCCCUAUCGAAUAUAGCUUGUUAAUGUUAGCUGUUGUUAUCGUUCUAUGGAA